GUCGCCGCUCUCCCGGCCGCUGAAAGUGGCCGCCUCUCUGCUGCUGCCGACUCGGCGCCUCAGUCCCUCUCCCUUCGCUCACACCCGCCAUUUUGGAGACGGAGAGCUGAGAGUCGGCAGCAACGGAGACGGAGCGAAAAAAAGGGGCAGCACGACCGGGGUGGGGGGACUAAGCCUUGCCAUUUCAUGAAAUCUGGGUCUUGGAACUGGAAAUGACGAAAUCUCAUUUUCCUAAGUGAGUGCCCUGCUGGGCCCAGGACGCAUUCUGUCUCCCUAUGGCCUCAGAGCAGGAUGGUGUGGACUCUGCCUGCUCUAAGCUGGCCAAACCGCUCCAUCUGCAGUACCUGGAGCGCUCCCUCAGGCUGGAUGCCUUCCUCCGCCAGACCUCCACCAUAUUCAAUCAGGACAUAUCCAGUGAUGACAGUGAUGAUGGCUUGGGUGAGGGGCCUUCUCUCGCUCCCUCCAACCCUCAUGCUCCUGUGCUAGCUGUGAAGGAAGAGCCUCUUGACUCUGAGGAAGGAACCAAGGGGUCUGGUGGAGGUGGGACAGAGUGUGGAACUCUCAAUGGAGUCCUGCUUCAGGAGCACAAGGCUGACAAAGCCAACCUGUAUAACUUCUCCAAGCUGAGGAAGAGCCGGAAAUGGCUAAAGGGUAUCUUGUUAAGUGAUGACACUACGGAUUCAGACACAGACUCAGAUGACUCAGAUUUCUCAAUGACCCGGGAGGAACUGCACGACAUGCUGCGAUUGCAUAAGUUUACCAGGUUGCACCAGAGCAAGUUUCACGCUGACCGUGAGCUGCAGCAGUAUCAGUACUACAGCACAGGCCUUCUGUCUACCCAAGACCCUUUCUAUGAGCAACAGCGCCAUCUGUUAGGGCCCAAGAAAAAGAAGAUUAAGGAGGAGAAGAAAUUUAAGGCCAAGUUAAAGAAGAUGAAAAAGAAGAAGAAACGUGGUGAAGAUUUAUCCAUGGAAGGACGGCCGUAUGUCACCAAAAUAUUUGCCAAGUUCUCUCAUGAUGCACCGCCGCCCAUAACAAAAAAGAAGCACUUAACACUUGAGCAGUUAAAUGCUCGUAGACGAAAAGUCUGGCUUACUAUUGCCAAAAAAGAAAACCCUAAGGCUUUUAAACAGAAAGCAUCUGCGAAGAACUUUGUUUUAACCAAUGCCAAAAAGCUGGCUCAUCAGUGCAUGCGUGAGGUGCGCAGAGCUGCAAUCCAGGCUCAGAAGAACUGCAAGGAGACGCUACCGCGUGCACGCCGCCUCACUAAAGAAAUGUUGCUGUACUGGAAGAAAUAUGAGAAGGUGGAGAAAGAGCACCGCAAGCGUGCAGAGAAGGAGGCACUAGAGCAGCGCAAACUGGACGAGGAGAUGAGAGAGGCCAAGAGACAGCAGCGGAAGCUAAACUUCCUCAUCACGCAGACUGAGCUGUAUGCCCACUUCAUGGGAGGCAAGCACAACGCAGUAGGAGGAGACAGCAGUCAGGAGGAGAUCCUCCGGAAGCUGGACGAAAACACAGCCCAGCGGCAGAUAGACAUUGGUGGGGGAGUGAUGGUCAACAUGGGUCAGGAGGAUUAUGACAGCGAAUACUACAAGUCUCAAGCCCUGCGGAAUGCAAAAGAGGCGUACCACAUUCACCAGGCCAGAACGAGGCAGUUUGAUGAGGAGGCGAAGGACAGUCGCUGUGCUUCUCUGCAUGUGGCUAGUGUUUCAGGCUCUGGUUUUGGGGAGAGCUACAGCCUCUCCAACCCUUCAAUUCAGGCUGGCGAGGACAUUCCUCAGCCCACCAUUUUCAAUGGCAAGCUAAAGGGCUACCAGCUAAAAGGAAUGAACUGGUUAGCUAACCUUUAUGAACAGGGCAUCAAUGGCAUCCUGGCAGAUGAAAUGGGGUUGGGCAAGACAGUCCAGAGCAUCGCCUUGCUUGCCCACCUGGCAGAGAGAGACAACAUUUGGGGACCCUUCUUGAUCAUCUCCCCAGCCUCCACACUCAACAACUGGCAUCAAGAGUUCACCCGCUUUGUGCCGAAAUUCAAGGUGCUGCCGUACUGGGGGAACCCCCACGACCGCAAAGUGAUUCGAAAGUUUUGGAGCCAGAAAACCCUGUACACACAGAAUGCUCCGUUCCACGUAGUAAUCACCAGUUACCAGCUUGUGGUGCAAGACGUGAAGUACUUCCAGCGAGUGAAGUGGCAAUACAUGGUUCUGGACGAGGCCCAGGCACUGAAGAGCAGCACCAGCGUGCGGUGGAAGAUCCUACUUCAGUUUCAGUGCCGAAACCGGCUGCUACUAACAGGAACACCCAUCCAGAACACGAUGGCUGAGUUGUGGGCCUUGCUUCACUUCAUCAUGCCAACUCUCUUUGACUCUCAUGAGGAGUUCAAUGAGUGGUUCUCCAAAGACAUAGAAAGCCAUGCCGAGAACAAAUCUGCCAUCGAUGAGAAUCAGCUCUCCAGACUGCACAUGAUCCUGAAGCCUUUCAUGCUUCGCAGAAUAAAGAAAGAUGUGGAGAACGAGCUCUCGGACAAGAUUGAAAUCUUGACGUAUUGCCAACUGACGAGCAGGCAGAGGCUGUUGUACCAGGCCCUGAAGAACAAGAUCUCCAUCGAGGACCUGCUGCAGUCGUCCAUGGGCACAGCCCAGCAAGCCCACAGCACCACCAGCAGCCUCAUGAACCUAGUCAUGCAGUUCAGAAAGGUGUGCAACCACCCAGACCUUUUUGAGCGGCAGGAGACACGUUCACCCUUUCACAUGUCUCUGAAGCCCUUCAUCAUGUCCAAGUUCCUGUUUCGCCAAGGCCUCCUCAACAGCUGCAGUCAGGGGAGGGCCAAGCUGCUGCAGGUUCUGCUCUCACCUUUUUCCCCUCAACACAUCCAGCAGUCUUUAUUCCACAGGAAAAGUGAUGAUGAAAGCAGCUGCUUCUCCUUUCUCCGGUUCAUUGAUGUGUCACCAGCAGAGAUGUCCAACCAAAUGCUGCAGGGCACACUGACAAGAUGGCUAGCACUUUACCUCUCCUUUAAAUCUGCCCAUCGACUCCAUCAUCAGCGGCUGUGGGCUGAAGCAGAGGUUUGUGAGAGGAAGGCUGAGUGGAGCUCUGGAGGUCACUGCCUUUCUAACAGAGACUUUGUCCUGUGGCCAGACAGGCCAACGUCAUUCCCCAACACGCACAGCAGCACUGUCCUGCGGGACCUGGUUUUCACAGCUCAGCAUCCAUGGCUCUUCACACACGCAGACGUAAUUGUCUACAGUAGGCGCUCUUCCACCACCUCCUCCCUCAGACCCUGCCAACCCAGCCAGCCGCCCAAGUUCAUACUCACAGCUACACCCAGGGUGACAGCAGUUCCUAUUGAGCGAUGCUGUCCGGAUCGGAGUGCCGAGUAUGAGUGGCGGCAGGUCCGGGAUGGCGGGAGCUUGGCUGCUAAGCAGUGCUUUCUGUAUGGCUCACCAGAGCUGGCCCAUGCCUGGGCUGCCCGCUCCCACUCCUUUCACCCUGAGAGCCCUGGGGGCAUGAUGGCCCUCCAGCCCAGACAUGGCUGGUCCUUCAUCAGGAUACCAGACAAAGAGAGUCUUAUCACGGACAGCGGCAAGCUUCACACUCUGGACCUGCUGCUGACUCGACUGAAGUCUCAGGGCCAUCGUGUGCUCAUUUACUCUCAGAUGACCCGCAUGAUUGACCUGCUAGAGGAGUACAUGGUGUACAGGAAGCACACCUACAUGCGACUGGACGGUUCAUCCAAGAUCUCAGAACGUCGGGACAUGGUGGCAGACUUCCAGAGCCGGACGGAUAUUUUUGUCUUCCUCCUCAGCACAAGAGCGGGUGGCCUUGGCAUAAACUUAACUGCUGCAGACACGGUGAUUUUCUAUGACAGUGACUGGAACCCUACAGUGGAUCAGCAGGCCAUGGACAGAGCUCACAGGCUGGGCCAAACCAAACAGGUCACUGUCUACCGCCUCAUAUGUAAGGGCACUAUUGAGGAGCGCAUCUUGCAGAGGGCCAAAGAGAAGAGUGAGAUUCAGAGGAUGGUGAUCUCAGGUGGAAACUUCAAACCCGAUACCCUCAAGCCCAAAGAAGUGGUCAGUCUUCUCCUGGAUGAUGAGGAGCUGGAGAAAAAACUGCGCUUAAGGCAGGAAGAGAAGAGGCAGCAGGAAGAGAGCAGCAAGGUGAAGGACCGCAAGAGGAAGAGAGAGAAAUAUGCAGAGAAGAGAAAAAAGGAGGAUGAUGUAGAAGCAAAGAAAAAGAAGGAAGGUGUCAACUUGGUCAUCCCAUACGCUCCCUCUGCAGACAAUUCCAACCUGUCAGCAGAUGGGGAGGACUCCUUCAUCAGUGUGGACAUGGACUCGGCCAUGCCCAGCCCCUUCAGUGAGAUUUCUCUGAGCAGCGAGCUGCAGCCUGGCUCUCUCCCAGCCGACGAGAGCAGCAGCGAUAUGCUAGUGAUCGUAGAUGAGCCCGUGUCGUCUGCCCCGCAAUCCCGCGCCACCAACUCCCCCGCCUCUGGCACCGGCUCUGUGUCAGACAACAUGAACGGUGUCUCUUCUCAAGACACAUCCAGUCCAGGCAGAGGAAGGUCCGGUAGGAGCCGAGGUCGGCCCAAAGGCUCCGGAGGGGCCGGGAAGUGCUCCAGCAGGAAGGGUCGAGGAAGGAAGUCGACUGCAGGCAGCGCAGCAGCCAUUGCUGGGGCAAUGGCAGGAGCAGCAGCCGCCUCAGCCGCUGCAUACGCUGCUUACGGCUACAGUGUAUCCAAAGGUAUUCCUGCUUCUGGUCCAUUGCAGCCUGCAUUGGCUCGCUCUUCCGCUACACCUGCCUUCGUCCCUGUGGGCACCUCCUCCCCGCAGGCUAAAGGCAGCACCAUGGGCCCUGGCUCUCAGAUGCUAGCACAUGGCAGCUCCCACAUCCAUCACAACCCCUCCAAGAGAGGCAAAGGACCCAGUAGCCAUGGGGGACGGUAGCAGUCUGAGUAGGGUUUGUGGUAGGCUAAUGUGUAAUUCUAGAUUGGCCAGUAAUUUCACUCUUGAGGCUAAACCCCCUCAUGGUUUCUUAUGAUGUCUAUCCAUCGCAAAACAUUUCACCAGCCCUGCUGUCACUGUGAAACCUUUCUUCAUUUCCCUGUAAUUUAGCAGUGAAGUGAUCUUACCCCCUAAAUCAAAGAGGAGCAAUCUGGGAGGUCUGGAAAAAGACUGCACAAGAGAAUAGUGGGAAAAGUGGAAAUGCUGUUCUUCAGUUGAAAUGCAAAUCCCUAUUUAUUUCAAGAGGCUUGUGGUUGAAAGCAUUUGGUUUAUGAAGGGCAAAAGACUUUUGAUUAACAUGAGAGAAAAACAAUGAAUUUUUUUGGUACAAGGCAGUGAAAUUGUCCAAUACAUGGCAUUGUGCACUGAGCAAAGGGCUGCAUAACAGUUUCUGGAAAAAAGGCAAUUCACUUGCUUUCACAAUUAGGUAAAAACACAUUCUCUCCUAUUGAGCCUCUCUCUCUCCUGAAAAAGGUGCAGAUGUGUUUGGUGAUCAAGAACAGAACAGGAAUGCAACACAUCUCUCCUCUAUUGCACUUGUUGAUCAGAGACAUGUUUUGGGGACAGAGAGGCAAAUAUGCAGAUGCAAGUUUUUUUUUCUCAUUUCCUCUAAUAGCUGGAAAUGACUUGCAGGCUUCUAAGAACAUUGUUGCAAUUGUGAAACAGAGAAUACAGAGCAGGGAACGGGGGAGGGGUCAAGUGUUCGCCAAGCGCACACCCUUCAUCAGUAAAGACAUCUUUAGUUCAACAGAACACGCAAGACUGCUUUUAUAAAUGACUAUUUUUGUGGAAAAGUCUCAUCAGCAUUAUUGUAGUAUGAACAUCAACCAUUCACAAUGCCAAACAGCCUUCUCUUUCUACAGUUAUUUGCCGCAAAUUGAAUUUUGGCUUUAAAUACUAAUAUAUAUUUUGACCAGGAAGGUGAAAAAGAGUUACAGGUAUUUUGUAGAGGAGUGAAAUGUAGAAGUGGGCACUGCUUAAAAUUGUCACCACUCCACUUUAUCAAGGCUGACUUCAUAUUCUUUAAUGGAUGUAAAAUGUAUCAUAGCUUAAGUUAAAAGUUGGUAAUUUAUGAAGAUUUGUGCUAACUGUAAAUUGUAUCGAAGCCAUUUAUUUUUAAAAGAUAAAUGUGUUGCAAAUUCAUAAGUUUUUGUGGCAUCAGUGGUUUUGAGGUUUAUUUUGUCUUUCAACAUGAUAAUAUUGUGCAGCGUUUGUAAAUACUGCAGUGGAUAUUGCUCCUUUCAAAGUUAUCCAUAUUUCCCAUAUUGCUUGUCUAUUUUUAUAGGUCACUGUGUACAUACCAGAGAGAAAAAGUGGUCAUUUUACUAACUUGGAGUAAAUCCAAAAUAAAAA
Molecule: messenger RNA, 6353 nt
Organism: Colossoma macropomum (tambaqui)
Lineage: Eukaryota; Metazoa; Chordata; Actinopteri; Characiformes; Serrasalmidae
Gene: ino80
Product: INO80 complex ATPase subunit
Exons: 37
Coding region: 276-4943 (1555 amino acids)
Biological process (GO): chromatin remodeling; DNA repair; DNA-templated transcription
Cellular component (GO): Ino80 complex; nucleus
Molecular function (GO): DNA binding; ATP binding; ATP-dependent chromatin remodeler activity
Source: RefSeq, a predicted model, not a curated record